Messenger RNA from Auanema sp. JU1783, 393 nucleotides. NCBI's taxonomy places the organism in Eukaryota, Metazoa, Nematoda, Chromadorea, Rhabditida, Rhabditidae. The record is from the annotation of a GenBank genome assembly.
AUGAUCGAUACGCUAUCAUCGACUUUCUUAUGUAUUCUAGCUCAUAGCAUUAUAUUAUUGAUCACUUUGUUCGACAAGGAAGAUAUUUUAUUGGCUUCGUUACCACCGAAUAGUUGGACCAUUAGUGAGGAAUCACGAGUAGGAUUAACUGUGCUCUUGAUUGUUGGCCUGGUAAUGAACAUAGUGGAGUUUGGUUAUAUGUUCCAACGAAUGCUAUCCCCUCCACUUGCUAUACUUUCCAUGUUCACCCAUUCAUUAUCCUGCCUCCUUCUCUUGAAGUUUAUAAUAGACGCUCACCCAGUCUCUGAUUUCUUGUGGAUAUUCAUACUACUAUCAUGUCCGAACUUUCUUGCAAGCACUAUCAGUAUUGCUAAUACUUUCAAAUUUCGUUGA